This is a messenger RNA of Homalodisca vitripennis (glassy-winged sharpshooter), 4782 nucleotides long. It is a transcript of the gene Exo84, whose product is annotated as exocyst complex component 8. Gene Ontology annotation, biological process: exocytosis; intracellular protein localization; Golgi to plasma membrane transport. The record is from RefSeq and is a predicted model, not a curated record. Gene Ontology annotation, cellular component: exocyst. The transcript is spliced from 15 exons. The coding region runs from base 599 to 2659 and encodes 686 amino acids. Lineage: Eukaryota; Metazoa; Arthropoda; Insecta; Hemiptera; Cicadellidae.
GUGGUUGGUCCAGAAAAUACAGUUAAUUACAGGAGUGUCUAGUUUAAAUUUUUGUAUUACUCCAAACAUCUUAUUAUUCUAAAUUGCCCGAUUUUACCCCAAAUGGGCUAAUUACCCUACGGUUGGCAACUCUGUAGCAAAUUGGAAUCAUAAUAAGCAGACAACUGCAACCUCAGUGAUAAGGGAUUAAGGUUAACUUUCGUUACUAAAUAAUUGCAGCCAACUUCUGUAUAACUUGUACUCAAUAUUGUUGUUUGUAAUGGUUUACUAAUAUACCGAAUUUGUUACAACACAACAUUCAUAUAAAAUUUAAUUAAAUGUUCAUUAGAGGAUGAUGGCUGUUCUGCAAAUCUGAGAUGUUUAUUAUUAAUAAUUAAUAUUAGUAUAAUUAUUAUACUAAUCAACAGGACUGAUUGUGUUAUUUGUAGUGCUAUAUUUAUGGAGUGUUUGUAGUGGUUGAAUAAAGAAAGCAGUUGGUUAGUUGAUAAACAAGUUUUUGUUUUGGUAUAUAGACUAGUUGAAUUUGGAUCUUUGAGUUUGAAUUCAGAUUGACAGAUUAAUUCACUGUUCUACUGUUGACAUUCAGCAUUGUUGAAAAAUGGCAGACGUCAAUGUAAAGAAGUUUGAGGCUGUUGGAUUCCAUCCUGAUAAAUAUGUCAAAGAAAUAUCUCAGGUUUGUGUUGGAGGGCAAGAGCUUCAACAGUUCCGUUCUAAAAUACAAACAUUAGCUGAGGAGAGCAGUGCUGCAUUGAAAAAAAAUGUUUACCACAACUACAUGCAAUUUAUUGAGACUGCCAAGGAAAUUGCCCAUCUAGAAAGUGAAAUGUAUCAGCUGUCUCACAUGUUAACUGAACAAAGGACCCUGCUGUCUACUCUAGCCAGCUCGUCAGUGGCACCUCCAGCUCCUCUGGAGAGUCCCCAGCUUGAAACCAAAGCUGAAGACAAACGAAUAAACUUGUUGGCAGCUAUUGCUGAAAAAGUUGAAGGCUGCGCAAGCUUACUGGAUAAUAAGGGACGGGGCUUAUGUCACGAGGGUGAUCUCCAGGAGCUGGAUCCUCUAGAGAACACUCCUUUGCAUAGGGUUCAUGCAUACCUGUUGACUGAUAUCUUGCUUAUUGCCACUUGGAUUUCAAAUAGGAAAGGUCCAGCAAAGUAUAAGUUUCAAGCUCAGUAUGAGUUGGACAGUCUAGCAGUUGUUAAUGUAAGAGACUUGGGUAAUGUGAGGCAUGCUUUCAAGCUGCUUGCCUUUCCAGACUCCAGAGUGUUCCAGUGCACCAGUAACAGUGCCAAAAAAGAAUGGUUAGAUCAGUUUGAAAAGGCUAAAAAAGCAAAAAGCAAUCAAGAUCAUCCAAAGCGUGAAGCUUUGUCUACAUCAGACCAGCAUUUCUUGGUGCCAGCAGAUUCUAUUGAUUCAUCAUCAAAUCCAUUUGGCGAACCAGAGGAAGGAGAAAAUGUAGAAGAAAAUGUUGAAUGGCUGAGAGAGGUUUCAGAGGACCUUGAUGUUUACAUUGCUCAAAGACAUUUUGAGGAAGCUCAUUCCCUAAUAGAAAAAACAAGAGAAUGCUUAGAUAAAGCUCCAAGUUUACCUGCAAAUAUUGAGAUUAGGCGUAAGCUAGAUUUACGAGUAGCAAGCUUAAUAAAUGCUCUUACGGCUGAACUUACAGUAUCAUCAGAAAAAAGCUUUCAGGGUGGGUUGCGAGCAGCUAGACGAUCUGUUCGUCUUUUAAAUUUACUAGGAAGAUCAACUCAGGCUUGUGACCUGUUUCUCCAACUCUGUACAAGCAUUCUGAAAGCACAACUAAAAAGAGUGAAAAGAGAAGGUGCUACAGUAACGUAUGUCAAGCGAUUGGGGGGAAUAUUUUUCUCCAAUCUUGCGGACAUGACAAGAGAGUUUUAUGGUCGUGCCUUUCCCAACUCACCGUCAUCAGCCUCAGUGUUUGUUGUGUGGGCUAGUCAGGAGCUCUCUCACUUCACGUCUCAUCUAAUCAAACAAAUCUUCAUGCCUCAGGCUUCAAUAACAUCUCUGGCUGAAUGUGUGCAAACUGUCAGAUCCCAGUGUGAACAGCUGUGUGAGCUUGGGAUGGACCUGUGUUACCAGCUGGAUGGACAACUCAGCACUGCCAUCACCCGCUGCCUGGUGGAGGCACGAGAUAAACUAGUGGAAGCUGUUAAGUUACGAUGUGCAGAGGACAACUGGAGGCGGCUCAAUCUGCAUUCAGUGUCAGCUGUUCAGAAACUACAGAGUGAACUCUCAGAGAGUGGUGUUACCAUAACAAAAUAUGUUACAGGUGAUUUUUGGUUGGAGUUAACUGCAAACACAGUAGCAUUUACAAAACUGUACUUGUCUCUGGUGAAUGACGGGUUACGUUUGGCCAACAGUGACAUGGCAUAUACCCUGGACAGAGUGUUUUAUGAUGUCCUCAGUGCUCAGUUCAAACACUUAGUAUCUUCCAUCAAAUCUGACAAACUUACAGCUCAGCGCUCAGUAAUUUUAAAAAAUGCAUCGUUUCUGUUGGACUGUUUGAUACCUGUAUGUGAGAAACGGUUCUACGAACAUCUGAACACACCAUCACAAAAGUUUCCUCAAAUAUGUCAAGAAUAUUCACCUUUGUUGACAGAGAGUGGUACAAAAUUAACAAGUGUCACAGGAUACAUUUAAGAUAUUUAGCAGUUGAUCCACACUUCUUACAACUAUUGCUUGAACCUGAUGUCGUUCCUUAUGAUGAUUUAAUAUUUAUUAUGUAUUUUACAAUAUAGUUUAUUUGCUACAUCUAUCUCUAUUUAUUUUUACAUAUAAUUUUUAAUCUAUAACGGAUUUGAAUAAUAGUAUUUACUACCUGGUAAAUAAGAAAUGUUCUACCAUUCCUUAUGCUUUCAUUUAUUGGUAAUGCAAAUUAUUUUACUUUUUCCAUUAUAUUAUUGGAGACACUAUAUUGGAACCUUCACUCCGUUACAAGUGGUUACUUUUUUUGUCCUGACCUUAUGGUUUGAUUUAAAUAAGUUGUAUUUCCAGUCAGCUGAUAUUUGAUAAAGUUUGAUAAUGUCUUUUGUUACGAGUAAUUGGCUACUCUUUUUAAGUUUAAACAAAAUAAGUUUCAUUUGGUGUGGAAUUAAUGGUGGUUUGCUUGUUCAGCUCAAGCUUUCUUUAACAGCUGUGUUUAGUUUUUCUGUGUGCUUCAAAUCAAGUGGUAAAGAAAAAUAUUUUGCCAUUUUACAAUACAUAAUUCUUCUGUUGGCUUACCAUACUCUCAACAAGGAUAAAUACAAGGCUUUUCUUUCGUUUUUAUUUCCACAUUUUCAUUUGCCAACAAUGACUUGUUACAAAUUUUGUGGUUCAUCACUAAUACUAAUAAGAGUAUAAAUGUACAAUACUAAAAACUGUUUUAUAGAUAGAUAGUUAAAAGAAAGGAAAAUAAUUUUAAUUAACUUUAACAUCAAAAUAAGUUAAGCUAAAUACGAUUAAACAAAUGAAAUAAAUUAACAUUAAAACCACACAGAUAAAAUGAAGAGAAUCUCAACCAUCCUAUUGUUAUAACACAUAAACAUGGUAAAUGCCUGUAUCUUUUAAAGUAAUUUGUAGUCAAGCAAAAAGAAAAGGAUGUAAAAGUUGCACCAAAAGUAACCUUGUGUCAGCUUCUGAGAUGUACUGUGCAGGAAGUUUGUCACACAUUGAGUAACCGGGUUACCAGUACUCAUGUCUCAUACAUUUUAUAUUUCUAAACAAGUAACUGGUUUACUUAUUAUGCAACCAAAUAAUGUUUAUAAAAUCUAUAAAAUCAGUUAAUGAAAUUAGUUUACUUUGGAAGAACAAAAGAGGCAAUUUAUAAGUUUUGAGUAUGUAUAUAUGUACAUAAUUACCACCAGAAACUAUAAAAGGGACCUUUUUUUAUCUAUUUGGCAUUUUUGUCUAGUAAAAUAUAUUAUACUCUAGGGAUAUUAAAUUGUUUAUAUGGAAAAAAACUAUUAAUUUGGUCAAUAAUAUUUAUCACGUGAUCACACAUGAAUUGUGAAGAGUAUUAUUAGGAAGAUUGCAUCAGUUAGUGCAACUUUUUUAUAUAAGUAUACUAUGUUUUUAUUUAUAUAAAUGUAUGUACUCCAAAUAAAACAUUAUAAAAGUCAGUUGCAUAAAACAAUAAGUAAACAUAAUUGUACAGUAAAAUAAUUGUAAUAUUUUUUCUUUUUUUAGAAAGGAGAGGUUUGAUCUCCUUUCAAGCCUUAUUUUGACCAUUUUCAGCAGCCAGUGACCUGAGCGAGGAUCUCAUUAAAAUAGAAUAAGGGGGAGAGUUUAUACAGUAUAAGGUCAAAAAGUGCUUGUAUCAAAGUCUGGAUUUGAACCCUUACCUACUUAGAUCCUAAGUAUGACACCUUAUACCACAUGGCCAUUGGUCCCUCCAAUUGACCUAAUCUACGUGUUAUAUAUUUUUACAAGUCUUAUGGUUUUUUCAUUAAAACCAAAUUUUUAACUGAAUAGUUUUAUUGUACUGGAAGAGCUGAAAUCAUCUUGAAACAUUUUAUGGAAUAUCUUAAUAAAGUUAUUUUUAGAAAGUAUACUAUAUGUUUUUAUCAAUGGAACUAGAUUCAGUACCUAAGAAACAAGUAUUGACUCACCUUUAUGAACUUAAUGUAUACUUAUUUGCAAGUGUCUUUUUAAGUAUGUUCAAGCUAGAGUUUAAUUAUUUUAUUGUCAGAAUAAUUUGUAUGUACAUAUCAUUGUAAUCAUAUAGUUAAUAUAUUUAAAUCAUAUUUAUAUUUUUCAAAUGUAAAAUAAAAUUAUUUAACAUA